Messenger RNA from Alternaria alternata, 564 nucleotides. RefSeq lists its product as hypothetical. The coding region runs from base 1 to 564 and encodes 187 amino acids. The transcript has 2 exons. The record is from RefSeq and is a predicted model, not a curated record. Lineage: Eukaryota; Fungi; Ascomycota; Dothideomycetes; Pleosporales; Pleosporaceae.
AUGUGGACCUCCGGGGAGCAUGACGCCGUUGUCGAGGACGCGCGACCGGAGCGUACUUGGGCAGACUCGCAGACAUGGCGGUGCGACGCGUUACCGGGAUGCAACGUGCCGACAGGCGUCUUCUGCUGCUUUGUUCAGCUCCAACAAAGGAGGAGUAGUUCAGCCUCUCCUAAAUCGUCUAAUGAUGACAUGACCUCAGCUUCCUAUAGCAUGUCAGGGGAACCACGACUCUGGUGCAGGCAUGGGUUUGAGAUGCAAGCAGCGAGAGCGACGGGCACAAUGCCAUAUGCAGGUCUUGGCCGUGUGCAAAGCAAGUUGUUUCCUGUGCGCAGGCGAGGGACACAUUGGACAGCGAUCUCCUACGCUGCAGCAAGGCCGAGUGCCAAAGUCGCUGCUGUGUGUGAGGGCUGGGGCGGUGGCACAGCAGCGGGUGCGCGCGACGGCAACGGGAGCAGCUCAGCGCUGGGUCAUGGUGGUGAUGGUUGCGGAAGACACGGGACUAGGACGCGUUCAAUGAGCGUGUUCCUGGCCGAAGCUUCUCAGACGCAAAAACGCCAUGGUUGA